GAUUUAGAUGUCAUCUGUCAAUGUCAAUAUAGUUUGUAAAUAUCAAAAAUGUCGCAAAUCAGCACACGAGAGAAGCUUUUAUAUAUAAUCGACGAUAUUGAACUAAUUUCGAAAGAAUUAAUAGAAAAUGCAAUCGCACCAAAACAACUAAAAUUAAGCGGACCUGAGUAUUCCCAAUUAACCGAUUUGUUAGUUUCGAAAGACAAAGAAUUAAAAGAUACCUUAAAAUUAGCUUCAGAGCAAGCUCAAAUCGAUAAAAAAAUGGAUAUUUUAAAAGCGGAGGUUGAUCGACAAGACCAAGACAUCAACCAAUUGCAAAAGCAAUUAAAAGAAGCCGAACAAAUUCUUUCGACUGCUAUUUACCAAGCUAAUCAAAAAUUACAAAGUAUUAAUCGAGCAAAUAAACGCCCCGUUCCGUCGGAAGAACUUAUUAAAUUUGCGCAUCGUAUCAGUGCAUCAAAUGCUGUUUGCGCCCCUUUAACAUGGCAACAAGGUGAUCCAAGAAGACCUUAUCCAACAGAUAUUGAGAUGAGAUUAGGGUUUUUGGGCCGAUUUAGUGACUCAAAUAAUGGUCAAUUAUUGCAACAACCUAAUCUAAGUGAUAUGCAUCGACAGGGACAACCUGGUGAAAUUCCGGCGUCUAAUCAAAAUCAAUUUGCUUGGCAUCCUUCUGGAGAGAUACACAUGAGUGUAGGGCAAGGAAGUGUUUCGAUGGAAACUAGAAAUCAUAAGCAAGAAAAUGAGGAUGUUGAGGUUAUGUCUACAGAUUCUAGUAGCAGCUCUUCAAGUGAUUCUCAAUAGAAACUUUUUUGAAUAAAAUAAAAAUCUCAAAAGAUAAAAAAGAUUAAUUUUAAUAAACUUAUUAUAAUCAUUAAAUUUUUUUAGUAAUUUUUAGGUUAUGUCUUAAAAUAAGUAUAGUUUUAGAGAUUAAAAAUUGUAAUCAUCUUUAUUUAAUACAAAAUAUUGAUAUUAAAA
This is a messenger RNA of Onthophagus taurus, 975 nucleotides long. It is a transcript of the gene MED4, whose product is annotated as Mediator complex subunit 4. Gene Ontology annotation, cellular component: mediator complex; core mediator complex. NCBI's taxonomy places the organism in Eukaryota, Metazoa, Arthropoda, Insecta, Coleoptera, Scarabaeidae. Gene Ontology annotation, biological process: regulation of transcription by RNA polymerase II. The record is from RefSeq and is a predicted model, not a curated record. Gene Ontology annotation, molecular function: transcription coregulator activity.